Molecule: messenger RNA, 3232 nt
Organism: Epinephelus moara (kelp grouper)
Lineage: Eukaryota; Metazoa; Chordata; Actinopteri; Perciformes; Serranidae
Gene: pals1a
Product: protein associated with LIN7 1, MAGUK p55 family member a
Exons: 17
Coding region: 327-2357 (676 amino acids)
Biological process (GO): establishment or maintenance of polarity of embryonic epithelium; generation of neurons; morphogenesis of an epithelial sheet
Cellular component (GO): adherens junction; plasma membrane
Molecular function (GO): protein binding
Source: RefSeq, a predicted model, not a curated record
CUGUGAGGAGGAGACGGAGGAGAGAGGGAGGUCUGUGCUGCUGUGCUCGAUAAACGAGCAACAAGUCUGUUAGAGUGAAACUGUGAAUUAAAAAAAUAAAACGCGAACUACGACUGGUUGGAUUAAAAAGAACUUUUAAUUACGAGUUCCUACUUGGAUUUAACAGCUAGAGGAGUUGGCGGACGGCUCAGGAACAGAGUGAAGUUGUCAUGGCUGGCAUGUUUACUGAGCUGCCCUCCUAGACUUGCUUUAUAUAUACACGUACCCUAAAAUCUCUGCAACUCACACAAACACACCCACUUUGACUCGUGGUGUGUGUGUGAGGGAUGACAACCUCCCAUCUGAACGGCCAUGUUGCUGGGGAGGGAGGAGGAGGAGGAGGGGGAGGAGAUGAAGAGCUGAGGGGAGGACAGCAGCACCGAGAAAUGGCUGUGGACUGUCCGGGAGACCUGGGGAGUCGAACGCUACCGGUCCGACGAUCUGCACAGCUGGAGAGGAUACGACAGCACCAGGAGGAUCUUCGGCGUCGUAGAGAGGAGGAGGGUCGGCAGCUGGACCUGAACGCCUCGCUCAGACUCAGGAAGCUCUCCCAGCAUCCCCACGUCGGCAUCGACAACCCCACAUUCCUGCAAGACUCAUACACACCGCAGCAGCCAGCACUCAGCAGCCAGCACACUGCUGGUGCCUGUGUUUUUCUUGCAGAGUUAGAGGAGCUGCUGCUGUCACUGAAGCAGGUCCGGAGCUGCCUGUCCGACCAGCAGAGUCAGAAUGACGUAGAGCUGGUUCUUGCACUACUAAACAAGUCUGACUUCCAGUCAGCGCUGAAGAUCCAUAAUGCCGUGGCCAACAGCAUGCACCGACCCUCUCCUCCAUACCCGCACACACACCAGGCACUUCAGCUGGCCAUGGAGGCCAGGAAUCUCAUCCAGUCAAGUCAGAACAAAGAGGGACUCGAACUCUACAGCCUACUGUCAGACACACACAUCCAGUCACUGCUCCUGGCCCAUGACAGCAUAGCAGAGAUGGAAAUGCAGCCUGAGCCGCUCCCCGCCCAAGGAGAAACACUGACCCAGUGGGGAGGAGAGACUGUCAAGAUAGUUUGCAUAGAGAAAGCCCAAGACAUACCACUGGGGGCAACUGUCAGAAAUGAAAUGGACAGUGUUAUCAUCAGUCGUAUUGUUCGGGGUGGAGCAGCUGAAAGGAGUGGACUUUUAUCAGAAGGAGAUGAAAUACUGGAGAUAAAUGGCAUAGAGAUCAGAGGGAAAGAUGUCAACCAAGUCUUUGAUAUUCUUGCGGACAUGCACGGCCUCCUGACCUUUGUGCUUAUUCCCAGCACUCAGAGCAAACCUCCUCCUGUCAAAGAAUCUGUGGUUCACGUGAAGGCACAUUUUGACUAUGACCCAUCAGAUGACCCCUAUGUGCCGUGCAGAGAGCUGGGCUUGUCUUUCCAGAAAGGAGAUAUUCUCCACAUUAUCAGCCAGUCAGACCCCAACUGGUGGCAGGCCUACAGGGAUGGAGAUGAGGACAACCAGCCCUUAGCUGGACUGGUACCAGGGAAGAGUUUCCAGCAGCAGAGAGAAGCAAUGAAACAGACCAUAGAAGAAGACAAGGAGCCUGAGAAGUCAGGGAAGCUGUGGUGCGCAAAGAAGAACAAAAGGAAGAGAAAGAAGCUGCUGUACAAUGCUCACAGGAAUGAUGAUAUUGAUAAUGAGGAGAUUCUCACCUAUGAGGAGAUGGCUCUAUACCACCAACCAGCCAAUAGGAAGCGGCCGAUCGCUCUGAUUGGUCCAACCAGCUGCGGGCAGGCAGAGCUUCGACAGAGACUGCUCAACAGUCAACAAGAACGGUUUGCUGGAGCUGUACCCCACACCACGCGGAGCCGUCGAGAUGGUGAGCUGAGUGGUCGAGAUUACCACUUUGUGUCUCGUCAGACCUUUGAGGCAGAAUUGGCAGCAGGAAAGCUGAUCGAGUCUGGUGAAUUUGAGAAGAACCUGUACGGGACAAGUACAGACUCAGUGAGACAGGUCAUCAACACUGGAAAAAUCUGUGUGCUCUGUCUGCACACACAGGCUCUAAAGGUGCUGAGGAGUUCAGACUUAAAGCCUUACAUCAUCUUCAUAGCUCCGCCCUCCCAGGAAAGACUCCGAGCCCUGUUGGCUAAAGACAACAAGAACCCCAAGCCCGAGGAGCUGCGGGACAUCAUUGAGAAAGCGCGGGAGAUGGAGCAGAGCUGUGGUCACCUGUUCGACGCUGUCAUCGUCAACACGGACCAGGACAAAGCCUACAACGAGCUGCUACGACUCAUCAACAAACUGGACACUGAACCCCAGUGGGUGCCCUGCUCCUGGCUGCGCUGAACACACACACACAUUCACACACCAAUCAAAGAGCGACAGUGGAGUACACAUCUAUAGAGACUCAACCAACUGGAACCUGAAAUAACUGUGCGAGAGUUACAACGAACUAUUAGGGUUACUGUUUGGAGAAAACCGACAUGAGAUUUUGAGAGUUGCAAUGUUGUGAUAUAAAGCUGACUUUUUAUGGGAAAACAUCACAAUAUUAAAGGUACAUUAUGCAGGAUUUUCCUCAAAACAAUAGAGAUUCAAACAAAAGUAAUCCUCUGUAUUUGGAGCUGGACGGUUCAUUAGGUGUGCUGUUGGAAUAUAUAUAGCCUACCAUUCAGUUACUCAUUAUGCCACACUCACAGAGCAGAGCUUGGGCACAGACGUAGCAGCAGAACACAAGCGCAGUGAAAGUGAAACUUAACCAUUGUGCAGGGUCUAGAGGUUUGCUUUCACUUACAAGCAACUGCUCCUCUUAUCUAUUGAUCUGAUCUGAUCAGCUCUGAUGGAAUGGAAUGGUCAGUUAUCCACCCUUGACUCAAAACUCCCCAAACUGCUGCUAAGGAAAAAAAGAAGAGUUCCACCUGUUUACAAACUGUAACCAACAACCCCUGCAUUGUGUACCUUUACAACAUAAAGUUGUCGUUGUAGUUGAAAUCAUAAUAUUAUAAGAUAAAUUCAUGAUUUUAUGGAAAAAAACUAUAAAGAUAAUGUAAUUUAAUGAGGAAAAUUAGAACAUUCAUUCAUUUUCAUUCAUUAGUCACUUAUCGUGAUAAGGGUCAUGGGGGAGCUGGAGCUGACAUUGGGCGAGUGCUGACACAUAGAGACAGACAACCAUUCACGCUCACAUUCACACCUAUAGGCAAAGUAUAGUCACCAAUUAACCUGCA